AGUCUUCCUGCUUCCGGCUUCUUUAGUGUCAGCAGUCUCUUGUCAUCUCCUGCACUGUUCGCAGUCUCUGGUCAUCCCCUGCACUGUCCGCAGUCUCUGGUAAUCCCCUGCACUGUUUGCAGUCUCUGGUCAUCCCCUGCACUGUCCGCAGUCUCUUGGUCAUCCCCUGUACUGUCCGCAGUCUCUUGGUCAUUCCCUGCACUGUCCGCAGUCUUUGGUCAUCCCCUGUACUGUCCGCAGUCUCUGGUCAUCCCCUGUAUUAUCCGCAGUCUCUUGGUCAUCUCCUAUACUGUCUGCAGUCUCUUGGUCAUCCCCUGUAUACUGUCCUCAGUCUCUGGUCAUCCCCUGUACUGUUCGCAGUCUCUGGUCAUCUCCUGUACUGUGUCCGCAGUCUGUGGUCAUCUCCUGUACUGUGUCUGCAGUCUCUGGUCAUCUCCUGUACUGUGUCCGCAGUCUCUGGUCAUCUCCUGUACUAUGUCCGCAGUCUCUGGUCAUCUCCUGUCCUAUGUCCGCAGUCUCUGGUCAUCUCCU
Messenger RNA from Staurois parvus, 531 nucleotides. Lineage: Eukaryota; Metazoa; Chordata; Amphibia; Anura; Ranidae. The record is from the annotation of a GenBank genome assembly.